Molecule: messenger RNA, 931 nt
Organism: Ipomoea nil (Japanese morning glory)
Lineage: Eukaryota; Viridiplantae; Streptophyta; Magnoliopsida; Solanales; Convolvulaceae
Exons: 4
Coding region: 77-904 (275 amino acids)
Source: RefSeq, a predicted model, not a curated record
AAAUUUGGAAUCCAGAAAAUUGCAGGAAAAAAUCUCCGACAUUUCUUUGCUUCUUCUCGAUCAUCAACGCUACAGAAUGGUGCUGCGAAUCACCGUCUUCAAAUCAACUCCUAUUGUGAAAGCGAUUCAGGCAGCCGCAGUGGUUGAAUCUCCGACGGUGAUAUUCAUUUGGAGACCUGAGGGACUUUGUGUGCAAUCCAUGCUUGCGGAUAAGCUGGACCCUGGGGACAACCUCUCUACUCUUCUCAGGCUCGAGGCUCAGACAUUCAGCUCCUAUGAAUCUACAGAUCAAUACUUCAGUGCAGUUGUUGAACGUGUCGACCUCGAAGCAGUCUUUCUCACUGCCAACGAUUCCGAACGCAUCGAGUUUUCCCAAUCUGAUGAAGACAAUAAACUGAAUGGCUUUGGUUACUUGCAUGCCCGCUUCGACAGGCCUGUAGGAGCUUACAAGGAGAACUACAUUUCCUUGAAAAUAUAUGGUAUCUUUUCUGAGAGCAUGCUACGAAGUGCUGAUGUAUCAGCUGAUCCAUCUUUCCUUCCACUUCUCCCUCUGGCUGGAAUUAGUGCACCCGCUUUUGCAGACGCUAUAGCAGUUAUGGAGAGCAUGGCAGAGAAAGUUCUUAUAAUUGUUAAAGAGGGACUAGUAUUUUUUGCUCCUGUUGAUCAAGGGUUGAUGCCACUGAUGCUAGGGCCGAAGAAUGGGGUGAUUUAUACGAUGAAGGAUCUUCCUAAUGAAUCACUUGAGCUUGAGAUCAAACUUCCAUUCCUGAACAUACAUUCUGCUUCGGAACUCUCGUCUGUGGUUUUUCUAUCUAAACGGGCAGAAAAUGUGCUAGUAGUGUGGUUUAAGCUUGAAAAAACGCGAUACCUUUUAAGUGGAGAUAUCAUUUACUACUGGUAUUGAAAGCGGCCGGGGAACUUUUGGUGGCGA